This is a messenger RNA of Stegodyphus dumicola, 618 nucleotides long. RefSeq lists its product as uncharacterized. Gene Ontology annotation, biological process: heterophilic cell-cell adhesion. Lineage: Eukaryota; Metazoa; Arthropoda; Arachnida; Araneae; Eresidae. The record is from RefSeq and is a predicted model, not a curated record. Gene Ontology annotation, molecular function: scavenger receptor activity; calcium ion binding; protein binding.
AUGUCAAUGAAUGUAUUGUCAAUAACGGUGGAUGUCAACAACAUUGCUGCAAUACUUUAGGAAGUUACUACUGUCGAUGCAAUCAUGGUUAUAAAUUGAAUGCUGAUGGCAGAACGUGCUCUGAUAUCGAUGAAUGCCAAAACUACAACGGAGGAUGCCAAAACAAAUGCAUUAAUUAUGAAGGAGGUUAUUCUUGUGAAUGUGAACCAGGGCAGAGACUUCAUACAGAUGGUCUUACGUGCAUUGAUAUGGUGAAUCGAUGCAGUAUUAACAAUGGAGGUUGUCAGCAUAUAUGCGACGAAUCUCACGGAAGGACUCGUUGUCGCUGCCGACCAGGUUAUGUGUUGAAUCUCAACGGCCGAACGUGCGAAGCUAUCGAUGCUUGCAGCCGUGAUAAUGGAGGAUGCUCCCAAAGAUGUGAUACAGUUAUGGGACGAGCAGUGUGCAGUUGUUUACCUGGAUUCAGUCUGGAAAGAAAUGGAAAAACAUGUGUCGAGAUAGAUGCAUGUGCUCGAGAUAAAGGAGGAUGUUCUCAUGUAUGCCAAAGUGUCAAUGGAAGAGCUGUAUGUAGUUGCUUGUCCGGCUACCAAUUACAGAGAGAUGGUAAAACUUGCGAAG